Phytophthora sojae is the source of this 1317-nucleotide messenger RNA. RefSeq lists its product as hypothetical. The record is from RefSeq and is a predicted model, not a curated record. Gene Ontology annotation, biological process: amino acid transmembrane transport. The coding region runs from base 1 to 1317 and encodes 438 amino acids. The transcript has a single exon. Gene Ontology annotation, molecular function: amino acid transmembrane transporter activity. Gene Ontology annotation, cellular component: vacuolar membrane. Lineage: Eukaryota; Oomycota; Peronosporomycetes; Peronosporales; Peronosporaceae.
AUGCUCGUGGCCCCCGCGUCGGUCAAGACCUUCACCGACGUGGGCGACUGGGUGCUCGGCAAGACCGGCCGCUACCUGGUGAUCGUGUCCCAGCUGCUCGUGUGUCUACUGCUGCCCUGCGCCUUCCUGGUGCUCGGCAGCACGCUGCUCGACGUGCUGUUCCCGGACUCGUUCAGCCAGAUCUUCUGGAUCUUCUUCAUGGCCAUCACGGUGGUGCCGUCCUGCCUCAUCCCGACGCUCAGGGAGGCGGCCGUCGUCGCGUUCGUCGGCUGCCUCGGUACGCUCAUCGCCGACGUCGUGGGCGUGAGCGUGCUCGAGUGGGAGAUGCGCGGCCACCCGUCGAUCCCGACGCCCGACAUCACGCUGCACCAGGUGCUCACCACCUUCGGCAACCUGUCGCUGGCCUACGGCGCGUCCGUCGUGGUGCCGGACCUGCAGCGCCAGCACUCAGAGCCCACGCGCAUGCCGCGCAUCAUCCUCGUGAGUCUGGGCGCUGGUUCGGCCUUCUUCCUGGCCAUCGCCAUUGCCGGUUACGCUGCCGGUGGCUGCCAGCUCUCGGGCAACCUGCUCUUCUCCAUCGUCAACAUCGCGGACCCGUCGUCUCCGUCGGCUCUGGGCUUCGUCCCCAACCGCGGCGCUGUGCUCAUGGCCUACCUGUUCAUGCAGGUGCACAUUGUGAUCGCCUUCUCGACCGUCAUCCAGCCGCCGUUCUACCUGGCCGAGCGCUUCAUCCUCGGCAUGCACAAGCCCUCGACCGAGAGCCUCCUUCAGGACGGCGACGUGCAGGAGAAGCUCUCGACCGCGGGCUCCCCCGUUGUCACCACGGCGGACCCGGUGACGCCCGACCUCGAGGGCAACUACAACGCGUCCAACACCCCGGGUCGCGUGUUGACGGCCGAAGAGCAGAAGAACGCGAAGGAGGAGCAGGAGCUGUCCGAGUACCGGGGCACGGGCGUCGUGCUGCGCUACGUGACACUUCGCCUCGCCAUCAUCGCGGCGCUCGUGGCGGUCUCCAUCGGCCUUCGCGACCACUUCCUCGACCUCGUGGACUUCACCGGAGCCUCGGCCAUCACUGUGUGCUGUCUGGCCCUGCCUAUUAUCUUCUACCUCAAGGUCUUCUGGAAGGACCUGCCCGUGUACGAGCGUGUGGUGGCCAUCCUGGUGGUCGUCAUCUGCAGCAUCGUCGGCUGCUACGUCAUGAUCUACGCCGGCAAGAACCUCUUCAACCCGGACGAAGAGAGCGCCACGUUCCCCUUCUGCUCCGUGGAGAACCAAAUGGAGCCAUACUACGUGCGGAACGCCACCACCUCGAGCUAG